CGAUGCCCCGACAGGACUCAGCAGUCAUGGCCCACCAAGGCUCCCCGAACCCCGGCUACAGCUCCAACAACGCGGUCCCGGUGCCGGUCAUCACUCAGACGGACUCCCGGGACAAAUGGAGCAAAAAAAUGGAUUUUCUCUUGUCUGUCAUUGGCUUUGCGGUGGACCUGGGUAAUGUUUGGAGAUUUCCAUACGUAUGUUAUCAAAACGGUGGCGGUGCUUUCCUCAUCCCCUACAUUUUGAUGGCCAUCUUUGGUGGUGUGCCGCUUUUUUACAUGGAGCUGGCACUGGGACAGUUCCACAGAACCGGAGCCAUAUCCAUAUGGAAACACAUCUGUCCCAUUUUCAAAGGUAUAGGAUAUGCCAUUUGUAUCAUUGCCCUCUAUGUGUCCUUCUACUACAACACCAUCAUCGCCUGGGCCCUCUUCUACUUCUAUUCCUCUUUCUCCACCAUCUUGCCUUGGACAAACUGCGACAAUGUGUGGAACACUCCCGACUGCACCAACUAUUUUGGCAUGGACAACGUCACCUGGACGAAUAAAUCCAGGUCUCCGGCAGAGGAAUUUUACACGAGGAAUGUUCUUGAGAUCCACAAGUCAUCAGGGCUGAAAAACGUUGGGGGUGUUCGCUGGCAGUUGAUGCUCUGCCUUUUUCUCAUUUUCACCAUUGUAUACUUCAGCCUGUGGAAGGGCGUGAAGACCUCAGGAAAGGUAGUGUGGGUGACGGCCACCUUGCCCUACAUUGUGCUUUUCAUCUUGCUAAUUCGAGGCGCCACUCUGCCAGGAGCCUGGAGAGGUGUGGUGUUUUACCUGAAACCCCAGUGGGGGAAGCUGCUGGAGACCAGUGUGUGGGUGGAUGCUGCUGCUCAGAUAUUCUUCUCUCUGGGGCCUGGGUUUGGGGUGCUCCUGGCUCUGUCCAGCUACAACCCUUUCACAAAUAACUGCUAUCGUGACGCCAUUGUGACCAGUUUGGUGAACUGUCUGACGAGCUUUGUGUCAGGGUUCGUGAUCUUCACGGUGCUGGGCUACAUGGCAGAGAUGAGGAAGGUGGAGGUGGAGGAUGUAGCCAGGGAUAAAGGACCAAGUUUACUCUUCAUCACGUACCCAGAAGCCAUUGCAAACAUGAUGGGUUCGACUUUCUUUGCAAUCAUCUUCUUUGUGAUGAUGAUCACGUUGGGACUGGACAGCACGUUUGGUGGGUUGGAGGCGAUCAUCACUGCUGUGCUGGAUGAAUACCCAGAUCAUUUCUCUCACAGACGUGAACUCUUUGUCCUGGGCUUGGUAGUUGUCUGCUUUUUGGGCUCUCUAAGCACCCUUACAAAUGGUGGUGCCUAUGUGGUGAAGCUGCUGGAAGAGUUCGGAGUAGGACGUUCCAUCAUAGCCGUGGGUUUCCUUGAGGCCAUUGCAGUUUCCUGGUUCUAUGGUAUCAAAAGAUUCAGCAGUGAUGUUCAGGCCAUGCUGGGCAAAUCUCCAGGAUUGUUCUGGAAGGUGUGCUGGGUUGUCAUCAGUCCAGCAUUUCUAGCGUAUAUUAUAGUGAGCUCCCUGCUGAAAGCGCCUCCCCUCACGCUGUUCGACUAUCAGUAUCCUGACUGGAGCAUCACAGUGGGAUACAUCAUUGACUUCUCAUCCUUCAUAUGGAUCCCCAUCUACAUGGUCUACAAGCUCGUGUGGACCCCUGGAUCUCUCAAACAGAGGUUGGCGGUGUGUCUCAGACCAGAGAGGACCAUACCAGACAUCCACGCCGACAGCCUCAACAUGGCCACUGUGCCAUAGAAAGCAAAACACCUUAACACAUGAAAAACAUCCCUGCUUGUAGUUCUACUCAAACCACAGUUUAAAUUUAUGAUUUGUGUCCGAACCUGAACAUUAUCUGACAUCACGACUGUUACCUGCUGAUGAUGUCCAACUUGUCAACUUUCACCGCACAUGUGCACGCUGUGAAAAAUGGUAAAUGCUGCUAAAUUUGUAACUCCAAGAAGAACUGAGAUAGCAAUACUCAUCUGUACGGUCUGUAUUCAGAUCUUUAAUAUGUAGCUUCACACGUUGCCAUUUUCAAGUGUUGCAUUUGUGCUGUGUUGUAGGAGUCAGUAGUGAUUAUAAAAACACAAUGGUCUGCUUUUCCCUUAAUCAGCUGUCUUUAUCUCAGAAGAACAAUAUGCCAAGGGAAAAACAAACAUGUAUCUCUAUAUGUAACAUUAGCACAUCUUUUCUGUUGCAUGAGGCUGUUUUCUCUUGUUCAGUUCUAUAUUUUCUGUAGUUUGUGAAAGGUGAGAUGAAACAAUGACAACACUAGUGUUGCACUUGAAACAACAGCGAGGUUAACACAGAAUAAUCAUGGCAACAGUGUUUUGUUUGGAAGCCAAACACGACCGUGCUUGCAAUUAUUUUUCUAAUGCCAUUAUCUCAAGAUCACAUGUUACUUCGUCAUCUCAAGAAAAUUAGCUUUGUUAUUUAAAGUUAAUGAGCUAAUCACGAUUGUCACGAGAAAACAAAAGAUCAUUUCCUCUUAUUACUUUCAAUGUUUAUCAGAGAUCAACAUGAGUAGAUGGGGUCCUGACAACUAGCCACUAGCCGCAUUAUUCAUCAAUGCAUCAAACUGUACUUCCAACACAGUCUAACACAGGCAGAAAUUGCAUUGUGUCUUUUUGUUGGAAGUAACAUUCAGAUCAGUCCUCAUCAGUCAGUUAUGAAUGCUCUCCCAAUAGUCUUGACAGUUAUCUUGAAGGCUGAAACUUGGUGUGAUCAACUGAACAAAAGUCAGUUCUCGGAUCUCAUAAUAUCUGAAAUCUGCCUUUUGUUUUCUUGAGAAUCAACAUAAAUUAACCUGUUGACGCUAAAAACAGCAAUUAAAAAAAUAAUUGUGAACAUAGCCAACAUGCCAAACCUUAUUCAGUGGGCUGUUCCUCCACUCAGUGGACAACAUGCCAUACAGCUUAUAUUCUUCACACCAAGUGCUCCUAGCUCUGAUGUAUUUUUGUGGCAGUUUGAACAGAUAUUGUGUAUGAUUUGUGUCAGAUCUAUAAGUCUAAAAACGUUUUUGCUGAGGAGACAGAAAAGAGAGAUUAAAUGGAACCAAACCCAAAUCAGUUUGACAGUAAAUUACAGUCCCUCCUUUAUUUUUGCUGAUGCUGUAUUUCAUAUUUAUACAGUAGAUCUGUAAUAUAGUGCUUGUAUAGGACUUCACACCAGCUGCCAGAUAUAUCUGCUGAAAAUGUUCUGUUUUUCCCCUUUGUAAUGGAGAUAAGUGAGGCACUCAGACAAAGACCACAUAAGCUCAUUUUCAGAAAAUAUCUGUUGUUUAAUUAUUGGCAUUAUAGGAAGUAGAGGCUGGAGAUACUGUACAAGUUGGACUAUGUGCAACUUUAUUGCUUCUUCAUAUUCAAAAUGAACUUUUUGAUCUUCAUCUGAUGCUUUCAUUUAACUCCAGAUAGCCUGUUUUGCCUUAAUCUGCCUAAAUAUUACACUGUAUGUACAAAAAUUGUAAAGGUUGUAUUGAUAUUGUGCCUCUCCAAUGUUUUCACUCUCUAAUUUAAGACUGUUCAAAUAUUUUUUUGCAGAGCAUAAUAUUGCUUGUGUCUUUGCCAAGUGUUAAACUUAUAUAAAAGCGCUUUACUUUAUUUAUAUUCAGAGAAUAAUGUGUUGAGCAGGGUGAUGAUUGUCAUGUGAUAUCCUUUUCAGCCUGGUUUAUGUACCUGUCAGAUGUGUA
This is a messenger RNA of Epinephelus moara (kelp grouper), 3705 nucleotides long. It is a transcript of the gene slc6a4b, whose product is annotated as solute carrier family 6 member 4b. NCBI's taxonomy places the organism in Eukaryota, Metazoa, Chordata, Actinopteri, Perciformes, Serranidae. Gene Ontology annotation, molecular function: serotonin:sodium:chloride symporter activity; serotonin binding. Gene Ontology annotation, biological process: serotonin uptake; sodium ion transmembrane transport. Gene Ontology annotation, cellular component: membrane; neuron projection. The transcript is spliced from 13 exons. The record is from RefSeq and is a predicted model, not a curated record. The coding region runs from base 3 to 1772 and encodes 589 amino acids.